UUUUUUUUAAAAUUAUAAAUAAAUUUAAAACUCGAGCUUUGAUCUUGCCUUUAAUCGAGCAACUCGGUUCAUUUGUUCUAAACCCCUCCAAAAAAGUGCCAAUACGUUGCUGAGAUCCGUCACAGAACACUCUUCCGAUCCCUCUCUUUCUUCAACCUCUAUUCUCAUCUCACGUGCACUGAGCCUUGAAUCGAAUUUACAACCAAAACACACACAAACACACAUAUUAGCGAGAUCAAUCAACAUCGAUCGAUCGAGAGAGAUUUGAUUAGCCCUAGCUUCUUGGCAGAUCUGUACUGAUUCAUCAAUGGAGUCCUCCCAGGGAGGAUCCGAGCGGGAUAAAUCGAAUUCAUCGACCUCUACACCUGUCUCCGGUGUCGCCAAUUUCUGGAAAGACUUUGAGCUAGAGAAGGAAAGGGUUUUGUUGGAUGAACAAGGGCUUAGGAUAGCUGAAAAUCAGGAAAACAGCCAGAAGAAUCGCCGGAAACUUGCAGAGAGCACUAGAGAUUUCAAGAAGGCUUCUGCAGAGGAAAAGUUAGGUUUAUUCAAUUCUUUACUUAAAGGCUACCAGGAAGAGGUUGAUAAUCUUACCAAAAGAGCAAAAUUUGGAGAAAAUGCAUUCCUUAACAUUUAUCAGAAACUUUAUGAGGCUCCAGAUCCUUAUCCUGUUCUUGCUUCAAUAUCUGAGAAAGAUCUGAAAUUAUCUGAACUAGAAUCUGAUAAUCGAAAAAUGAAGGUUGAACUCGAGGAGUUCAGGACAGAAGCAACUCAUCUGAAAAAUCAACAAGCAACAAUAAGGAGACUUGAAGAUCGCACCCGUCAGUUAGAACAACAGAUGGAGGAAAAAGUGAAAGAAGUUGUAGAGAUUAAACAACGCAGUUUGGCAGAAGAGAAUCAGAAAACAAUGGAGGUCCUAAAAGAAAGGGAGAGAUUACUGCAGGAUCAAUUGCGACAAGCAAAGGAAAGUGUUUCCAAUAUGCAAAAACUUCAUGAGCUUGCACAGAAUCAGUUGUUUGAAGUUCGUGCUCAAUCAGAUGAGGAGAGAGCAGCCAAACAGUCGGAGGUCAGCCUUUUGAUGGAUGAAGUUGAACGGGCUCAAACCCGCCUUCAUAGUCUUGAGAGAGAGAAGGGAGUUCUUCGUUCCCAGUUACAAUCAGCAAAUGACGACAAUGGGAAUAAGAGAAGUGAUGAUAUGGAUUCAAACAGCAUGCUCGAGAGCUCAUUGAGUGCCAAGGAAAAGAUAAUAUCUGAACUUAACAUGGAACUUCACAACCUUGAAACAACCUUAUCCCAUGAGCGGGAACAACACGUGAAUGAAAUCAAGAAGUUGAAUGCAUUGCUCAAUGAGAAGGACGUUUCUCUUGAGGAGAUCAAGAAAGAGCUUCUGGCAAGGCCUACGGCAAAAUUAGUUGAGGACUUGCGCAAAAAGGUCAAAAUUCUGCAGGCUGUUGGUUAUAAUACAAUUGAGGCUGAAGAUUGGGAAGUAGCUACUAGUGGGGAAGAGAUGAGCAAACUUGAGUCUCUACUUCUUGAUAAGAACCGAAAAAUGGAACAUGAAGUCACUCAGUUGAAGGUCAAACUUUCUGAGAAAACAUCUUUGCUGGAAGCAGCUGAAGCCAAGAUCUCAGAACUUACAGCAAAUGUUAACGAACAACAGAGAUUAAUUCAAAAGCUUGAAGAUGAUAUACUAAAGGGGUAUAAUUCUAAAGAUCGGAGAGCCAUUCUAUUCGAUGAUUGGGAUGUUUCAGAGUCAGUAGCUACAGAGCCAUCUGAAAAUCCAGAUCAAAGACAUGUUUCCUCAGAUCAAGACCAAAGCUCAAUGCUUAAGGUUAUUUGCAACCAGCGAGAUCGGUUUAGGGUACGCUUGCGAGAGACAGAAGAGGAAAUAAGGCAUUUGAAAGAGAAGAUAGGGUUAUUGACGGGGGAACUGGAAAGAACAAAAGCUGAUAAUGUCAAACUAUAUGGCAAGAUCCGUUAUGUUCAGGAUUACAACCAAGAGAAAGUAGUUUCCAGAGGAUCAAAAAAGUAUGCUGAAGAUGUAGAAAGUGGGUUCAGCUCCGAUGUGGAAUCCAAGUAUAAGAAGAUUUAUGAGGAUGAUAUUAAUCCUUUUGCAGCAUUUUCGAAAAAGGAAAGGGAUCAAAGGUACAAGGAGUUGGGUUUACGGGAUAAAAUUACACUUAGCAGUGGACGCUUUGUUCUCGGAAACAAAUAUGCUCGAACUUUUGCCUUCUUCUACACCAUCGGUUUGCAUAUUCUUGUAUUCACAUGUCUGUAUAGAAUGUCAGCUCUGAGCUAUCUCAGUAACGGCCCAGAGGAAUCCCUCCUCGGAGAUAAAACUCUCAACCUCCCACACGCGCAAUGAGCUUCCCAUAUUCUGUUUUCAUUUCUGGUUUCCCUCUUUUGAGUGAUGAAAAUUCCUGCGAGUGUCUUACAAUGUACAUAUGCUUUUUUGUUGGUCUUCUAACCAAGCUUUAUGGUACAAAGUCUACAUGAGGAUACGUUUCUUAUCAACUAUACGAAGAUCUGAAGGCAUUCAAGCUAUGCGAGGAUCUGAGCAAUGCAGGAAGGUCAAUUUGCAUGUUCUUUCACUUAUUUUGUCCUCUUCAAAUUCAAUACCGAAAACAUAGCAAUAGUUUCCAGAGACCGUAUGAAUUGCCUGAAGAAGGAUGACUUUUGUAAAUCAUUACUUGAAGAAGGAUAAAUUUCUAAAGGCUUCAGAAACCAGUUAAGACCGCUGUUAUGAUCUUUACGUGCAAAUUUAAUGUGUCAAUGAAUAUUCAUGUUAUUGCUUUG
Rhododendron vialii is the source of this 2793-nucleotide messenger RNA. RefSeq names its product protein CASP. The record is from RefSeq and is a predicted model, not a curated record. Gene Ontology annotation, cellular component: Golgi membrane. NCBI's taxonomy places the organism in Eukaryota, Viridiplantae, Streptophyta, Magnoliopsida, Ericales, Ericaceae. Gene Ontology annotation, biological process: intra-Golgi vesicle-mediated transport. The transcript is spliced from 19 exons. The coding region runs from base 308 to 2362 and encodes 684 amino acids.